AUGCUUCGCGGGAAUCCAUGCAUGGGUAUGAUGGAACGGGCACGGACUGCUAGGGAAACCCAAGGCCAAACCUCUAGCAGGAGGCUGCGGCUCGAUCUAUCGAGGACCAAUUACAACAGUAACAUUGUCAACAGUGAACACACUGCAAGACUACGAGCCAGGACUCCUGCUACUGCACUAGGACCCCUGGCACUACCAAGGGCCCAGAGUGUAUUCUAUGCUAACAACAUACUGGACAAAUGCUUGUGGCAGCAGCAAGUAGAAGACAACAGAGAUGAACAGGAGCACCAGCAACGCAUGGAUAAAGACAAGCAAGAGCGUCUGAAUCAAGAAUGCAUUAACGAAGAAGAAGAAACACGCAAAGAAGAGUGCAAGAAGAACAAGUUCAAGUAUAUCCCAAUUCUAUGGAACUCAGGUAUCCCAAACAAUCAGUCCGUUACCCCUUGCUUGUAUGCCCUGCGCAAGUUGGACAAAGGGGAAUACUUAGAGCUAUGGUACUUCAUGAACGAUGGAUUGGAUGAGGCAUCCAACUCAAAGACUACAGAUGACGAUGCCAUGAUUCUGUUGACUCUGGCUGAUGGUUCAAACACUUGGGUCUCUGCUGCUUCAACUUGCAACACGUGUUUGGUCAUCAAGGAUGAGGACUUGUCCUUCGAAGAAUUCUGCCAAGCAUGCCCUCGCUUUUUAGAGGCUUUAGAGGACACCAACUGGCCACAAGACUGGAUGAGAAUGAUGGCUCUCUUCUGGAGGAACUUGCAGGUCCACAAGUACCGGUCGCUUUGA
This is a messenger RNA of Suillus subaureus, 783 nucleotides long. RefSeq lists its product as uncharacterized. Lineage: Eukaryota; Fungi; Basidiomycota; Agaricomycetes; Boletales; Suillaceae. The record is from RefSeq and is a predicted model, not a curated record. The transcript has 2 exons. The coding region runs from base 1 to 783 and encodes 260 amino acids.